Messenger RNA from Perca flavescens (yellow perch), 1368 nucleotides. It is a transcript of the gene ergic1, whose product is annotated as endoplasmic reticulum-golgi intermediate compartment 1. The record is from RefSeq and is a predicted model, not a curated record. The transcript has 10 exons. Gene Ontology annotation, biological process: endoplasmic reticulum to Golgi vesicle-mediated transport; retrograde vesicle-mediated transport, Golgi to endoplasmic reticulum. Lineage: Eukaryota; Metazoa; Chordata; Actinopteri; Perciformes; Percidae. Gene Ontology annotation, cellular component: Golgi membrane; endoplasmic reticulum membrane; COPII-coated ER to Golgi transport vesicle. The coding region runs from base 150 to 1022 and encodes 290 amino acids.
AGCUGUCAGCCAAUCGGCAUUUGCAAAGCGUCCUAAGCUGACGUCAGCCCGGUACCGAUGAACAACCGGUAGCGUUGAAGAGAGCUGUGUGGUAGCCCGUUGUUUGUAGCUUUGUCCGCUCAUCCCCCCCUGUCUAACGUGCAAACAUCAUGCCUUUCGAUGUAAGGAGAUUCGAUAUCUACAGGAAAGUGCCAAAAGAUCUCACCCAGCCCACAUACACGGGAGCUUUCAUUUCCAUCCUCUGCUGUGUCUUCAUACUCUUCCUGUUCCUGUCUGAGCUGACGGGAUUCAUAGCCACAGAAAUUGUAAAUGAACUGUAUGUGGAUGAUCCUGAUAAAGACAGUGGUGGGAAGAUAGAAGUGAGUUUAAACAUCAGUUUGCCAAACUUACACUGUGAUUUGGUGGGUUUGGACAUCCAGGAUGAGAUGGGCCGCCACGAGGUCGGUCACAUAGACAACUCCAUGAAGAUCCCUCUCAACCAGGGUGACGGUUGUCGCUUUGAGGGAGAGUUCACCAUCAACAAAGUGCCAGGAAACUUCCAUGUGUCGACACACAGCGCUACAGCGCAACCCCAAAGCCCAGACAUGACCCACAACAUCCACAAGCUGGCCUUUGGAGAAAAGCUCCAGGUACAAAAAGUACAAGGCGCCUUCAAUGCGUUAGGAGGGGCUGACAGGCUGUCAUCUAAUCCUCUGGCCUCACAUGACUACAUACUGAAGAUCGUUCCAACAGUGUAUGAGGACCUAUCAGGCAAACAGAGGUUCUCCUACCAGUACACGGUAGCCAAUAAGGAGUACGUUGCUUACAGCCACACGGGCAGGAUCAUCCCGGCCAUCUGGUUCCGAUACGACCUCAGUCCAAUCACAGUCAAGUACACAGAGAGGAGACAGCCCUUCUACCGCUUCAUCACGACAAUCUGUGCCAUCGUCGGUGGGACGUUCACAGUCGCAGGAAUCAUCGACUCCUGUAUAUUCACCGCUUCAGAGGCCUGGAAGAAGAUCCAGAUUGGGAAAAUGUCAUGAGGACCGCUCCCCACUCCUCCCUACAUCGUAUUUAUAUAAGUGCAAAGUUGUUAGCCUGUUAGCUAAAUCCAGUCCUGCUCGAACCCACUUCCUUUUGGAGAUUCUAUCAGCGUGAUCAGUGACGUAGCUCCGGCACUCGAUCUAACUACCAGGCUGCACGGCUGCGUCUCGGUUUCUUAAGCUCCACUCGGGGCUCAAUCUGCCGUGGUGACGCCUCUGACUAUCACAUGUCUGCUUCCUCCGUCUUCAGUGUCUUCUUCAGUCUUUUGUUACUGUGGAGAUGAAGAACUGCGUGGCAGGGUUCAACCUGUAUGGGUAUUUGAAGGCUGCACCUGUGUUUUUUUUU